AUGAGUCUUCGCAUCAAUCAACUCGACGUGCGCUGCGAGACUAAAACGAAGGACAACGUUUUCGUGACAGUCGUCGCGUCUAUUCAGUAUCAAGCCAUCCGCGAGCAAGUCGAAGACGCGUUCUACCGCCUCGCCGACCCGCAGGCGCAAAUCCGCUCCUACGUCUUCGACGUCGUGCGAAGCAGCGUACCCAAGAUGGACCUGGACGAGGUGUUCAUAUCCAAGAACGAGAUCGCGCAGAACGUGGAAAAAGAACUCGAAAAGGCCAUGCACGACUAUGGCUACCGCAUUGUGCAGACGCUGAUCGUGGACGUGGAGCCGGAUGAGCGAGUCAAGGUCGCCAUGAACGAGAUCAACGCAGCCCAGCGCAUUCGGCAGGCGACCCAGGAGAAGGCGGAGGCGGAGAAGAUUCUGCAGGUGAAGAAGGCGGAGGGAGAUGCCGAGGCUAAGUACCUCGCUGGCGUUGGUGUGGCUCGGCAGCGACAGGCCAUCGUGGAUGGGCUGCGGGAGAGCGUGAUGGGAUUCUCCUCGCAGGUUCCUGGAACCACCGCCAAGGACGUGCUUGACAUGGUAAUGCUGACUCAAUAUUUCGACACAAUGAGGGACAUAGGAGCCAACAACAAGUCUUCCACUAUUUUUAUUCCACACGGGCCAGGAAACGUGGGUGACAUUUCCGCACAAAUAAGGGAUGGCCUCACUCAAAGUAUUGUGGCCUCUAAGAAUGUGUAG
Messenger RNA from Closterium sp. Naga37s-1, 729 nucleotides. NCBI's taxonomy places the organism in Eukaryota, Viridiplantae, Streptophyta, Zygnematophyceae, Desmidiales, Closteriaceae. The record is from the annotation of a GenBank genome assembly.